Messenger RNA from Chionomys nivalis (European snow vole), 1764 nucleotides. RefSeq lists its product as uncharacterized. Bases 1 to 1764 code for a protein of 587 amino acids. The transcript has a single exon. The record is from RefSeq and is a predicted model, not a curated record. Lineage: Eukaryota; Metazoa; Chordata; Mammalia; Rodentia; Cricetidae.
AUGCGAUAUGCCAAGCCCUUAACUAACUCCACUAUCUACCCAGACUCCGUAUAUGCCAAGCCCUCAACUAACCCCACUAUCUACCCAGACUCCGUAUAUGCCAAGCCCUCAACUAACCCCACUAUCUACCCAGACUCCGUAUAUGCCAAGCCCUUAACUAACCCCACUAUCUACCCAGAUUCCGUAUAUGCCAAGCCCUCAACUAACCCCACUAUCUACCCAGACUCCGUAUAUGCCAAGCCCUCAACUAACUCCACUAUCUACCCAGACUCCGUAUAUGCCAAGCCCUUAACUAACCCCACUAUCUACCCAGACUCCGUAUAUGCCAAGCCCUCAACUAACCCCACUAUCUACCCAGACUCCAUAUAUGCCAAGCCCUCAACUAACUCCACUAUCUACCCAGACUCCGUAUAUGCCAAGCCCUCAACUAACUCCACUAUCUACCCAGACUCCGUAUAUGCCAAGCCCUCAACUAACCCCACUAUCUACCCAGACUCCGUAUAUGCCAAGCCCUCAACUAACCCCACUAUCUACCCAGACUCCGUAUAUGCCAAGCCCUCAACUAACUCCACUAUCUACCCAGACUCCGUAUAUGCCAAGCACUUAACUAACUCUACUAUCUACCCAGACUCCGUAUAUGCCAAGCCCUCAACUAACCCCACUAUCUACCCAGACUCCGUAUAUGCCAAGCCCUCAACUAACCCCACUAUCUACCCAGACUCCGUAUAUGCCAAGCCCUCAACUAACCCCACUAUCUACCCAGACUCCGUAUAUGCCAAGCCCUUAACUAACCCCACUAUCUACCCAGACUCUGUAUAUGCCAAGCACUUAACUAACCCCACUAUCUACCCAGACUCCGUAUAUGCCAAGCCCUCAACUAACCCCACUAUCUACCCAGACUCCGUAUAUGCCAAGCCCUCAACUAACCCCACUAUCUACCCAGACUCCGUAUAUGCCAAGCCCUCAACUAACCCCACUAUCUACCCAGACUCCGUAUAUGCCAAGCCCUCAACUAACCCCACUAUCUACCCAGACUCCGUAUAUGCCAAGCCCUUAACUAACCCCACUAUCUACCCAGACUCCGUAUAUGCCAAGCCCUCAACUAACUCCACUAUCUACCCAGACUCCGUAUAUGCCAAGCACUUAACUAACCCCACUAUCUACCCAGACUCCGUAUAUGCCAAGCCCUCAACUAACCCCACUAUCUACCCAGACUCCGUAUAUGCCAAGCCCUCAACUAACCCCACUAUCUACCCAGACUCCGUAUAUGCCAAGCCCUCAACUAACCCCACUAUCUACCCAGACUCCGUAUAUGCCAAGCCCUCAACUAACCCCACUAUCUACCCAGACUCCGUAUAUGCCAAGCCCUCAACUAACCCCACUAUCUACCCAGACUCCGUAUAUGCCAAGCCCUCAACUAACCCCACUAUCUACCCAGACUCCGUAUAUGCCAAGCCCUCAACUAACCCCACUAUCUACCCAGACUCCGUAUAUGCCAAGCCCUCAACUAACUCCACUAUCUACCCAGACUCCGUAUAUGCCAAGCCCUUAACUAACCCCACUAUCUACCCAGACUCCGUAUAUGCCAAGCCCUCAACUAACCCCACUAUCUACCCAGACUCCGUAUAUGCCAAGCCCUCAACUAACCCCACUAUCUACCCAGACUCCGUAUAUGCCAAGCCCUCAACUAACCCCACUAUCUACCCAGACUCACCAAAACAAAACUUUCUAAAAGAGCUGCCACUGUCGCUUAGCUAUGUGUGA